AUGGCUCCACAGCAGAGAAUCCGCAUGGCCAACGAGAAGGCCAGUCGCAACAUCACCCAGCGCGGCAAUGUGCCCAAAACGAACAAGACCGCUGAGGAAAAUGUGUACCCCGUGGGACCCUGGCUGUUGGCACUGUUCAUCUUCGUCGUGUGCGGAUCGGCAAUCUUCCAGAUCAUCCAGUCGAUUCGCAUCGCGUAAUGAACGAGCAACAUCGCAACAAUUACAUCUCACA
Molecule: messenger RNA, 232 nt
Organism: Ochlerotatus camptorhynchus
Lineage: Eukaryota; Metazoa; Arthropoda; Insecta; Diptera; Culicidae
Product: stress-associated endoplasmic reticulum protein 2-like
Exons: 2
Coding region: 1-198 (65 amino acids)
Biological process (GO): endoplasmic reticulum unfolded protein response
Cellular component (GO): endoplasmic reticulum
Source: RefSeq, a predicted model, not a curated record